Messenger RNA from Ilyonectria robusta, 564 nucleotides. RefSeq lists its product as uncharacterized. The transcript is spliced from 2 exons. The coding region runs from base 1 to 564 and encodes 187 amino acids. The record is from RefSeq and is a predicted model, not a curated record. NCBI's taxonomy places the organism in Eukaryota, Fungi, Ascomycota, Sordariomycetes, Hypocreales, Nectriaceae.
AUGGCAGCACCAGCUGAAAAGACAAUGAACAAUCUCACCGGAAAAUGGACCUUGAAUAAAGAUCUGUCCGAGAACCCUGAUUCGAUUUUCGCCCUUCAAGGAAUUGGUUAUCUUACCCGUAAGGCCAUUGGUUUGGCACCAGUCACACUUGAGAUGAAGCAGUAUGAGGCGGCACCGAAUUCGCCAAGUACGGCCACGGACCAGGUGACACAUGUCGACAUGGUCCAAUUAGCGGCCGGUCUCAAGGGAGUCCAAGAGGACCGGUGUAUGGAUAAUGUGUUUCGUGAGUCCAGUGACUGGAUUUUCGGUACAACGCAAUGCCAAUCCAGAUGGGCAAAGGUCGAGGAAAUCGACGAUGAGUUUCUGAAAGAUGGUUGGUUUGUCGAGGGUGAAGACAGUGCCCUCAUAUUUAGCCACACAGAGAGCAAGGCUAAUGGGUGGACUCUUACGCAGGUGUGGGGGUUUGAGAUGGUGAAUGGGGAGAGGAGGUAUUGCCGACGCAUGGUGGCCAAGAAGGGCAGCAAGAGAGCCACGGUGCGAAUGGUUCACAAUUAUGUCUCGUAG